AUGGAGCUAAUGCGAAGGGUGUACGAAGGUGCAACUGCAACCGGGAAAUUCGCAUGGACACCAGGGGCAGCGUUCGAACCUGUGGCCACGGAGGACAAUCCGUUGCUGGUAGACGAAGAAGACUGCGAAGACAGCAGUGGUUUGCCCCCUUUCCAGCCAUCCGUGCAGCAUGGACAAACUGUCCACCACAGUUCUGCGCAAGAGGAGGACAUCCCGGUCAGUGUACAUGCUGCGGCAUCGGCAAUUCACGCUGAGGACAUCCCGGUCAGUGUACAUGCUGCGGCAUCGGCAAUUCACGCUGAGGACAUCCCGGUCAGUGUACAUGCUGCGGCAUCGGCAAUUCACGCUGAGGACAUCCCGGUCAGUGUACAUGCUGCGGCAUCGGCAAUUCACGCUGAGGACAUCCCGGUCAGUGUACAUGCUGCGGCAUCGGCAAUUCACGCUGAGGACAUCCCGGUCAGUGUACAUGCUGCGGCAUCGGCAAUUCACGCUGAGGACAUCCCGGUCAGUGUACAUGCUGCGGCAUCGGCAAUUCACGCUGAGGACAUCCCGGUCAGUGUACAUGCUGCGGCAUCGGCAAUUCACGCUGAGGACAUCCCGGUCAGUGUACAUGCUGCGGCAUCGGCAAUUCACGCUGAGGACAUCCCGGUCAGUGUACAUGCUGCGGCAUCGGCAAUUCACGCUGAGGACAUCCCGGUCAGUGUACAUGCUGCGGCAUCGGCAAUUCACGCUGAGGACAUCCCGGUCAGUGUACAUGCUGCGGCAUCGGCAAUUCACGCUGAGGACAUCCCGGUCAGUGUACAUGCUGCGGCAUCGGCAAUUCACGCUGAGGACAUCCCGGUCAGUGUACAUGCUGCGGCAUCGGCAAUUCACGCUGAGGACAUCCCGGUCAGUGUACAUGCUGCGGCAUCGGCAAUUCACGCUGAGGACAUCCCGGUCAGUGUACAUGCUGCGGCAUCGGCAAUUCACGCUGAGGACAUCCCGGUCAGUGUACAUGCUGCGGCAUCGGCAAUUCACGCUGAGGACAUCCCGGUCAGUGUACAUGCUGCGGCAUCGGCAAUUCACGCUGAGGACAUCCCGGUCAGUGUACAUGCUGCGGCAUCGCCAAAUCACGCUGAUGACACACCUACGAGUGGCCAGAGCAAACGCAAAUUCUGUCGUACAACACACUCGCAGCGGAAAAAAGGGCAGAGUGUCGGCGCAUCGCUCUUGGCGAGUAGCAUGGAAAACCUUGCGUCUUCAGUUAAAUUACAACAACGAGAAGUCCGCGUGCAUCAUGAAUAUGGAGAUUCGGCCUCGGACUGCAUUCGUAAUUGUAUGGCAAGGUUGUACUCCCUACAAGGCUUGGACCGGCAAGACCCACUAAUCCUUUACGGUAUGUCGCUAAUGGACAAUCCGGCAAAUCAGGCAAUACUGUUGUAG
Molecule: messenger RNA, 1422 nt
Organism: Camellia sinensis
Lineage: Eukaryota; Viridiplantae; Streptophyta; Magnoliopsida; Ericales; Theaceae
Source: RefSeq, a predicted model, not a curated record